GCUCGCUUUGUACCCUGCUCCCAACUGCGCAAUACAGUGGACCCCCUUUAUUCGCGGGCAUGGGGGGGGCGGGCCACCCACGAGUUGCCAAAAUCUGCGCGGAAACGUGAUGCAUUGAAGGUGGUGGGGGAGGGGGGGGGUCAGAAACACUUUUAAAAUGACAACAAGCGUGUUCCACGAGAAGGAAAAAAAACGGGGAAUAUGGAAAUCCCGGUUUGGCAAAGGAUUUCUCUUAAAUUUGUUUUGUUUCAACAAGUGAUCAAAAACUAAGUGUACUUUUUUUUAGCAUUGCUUAAAUAUAACUUUUGUCAGUGUUUUAAAAUACGAGCGUCUCUACUUGGACUCUGCUUAAGUGUACAACUUUUUCAGUCGCUCAACGGCAGCUCCGCGCUUGAGGUCCGUAAACGCACCACGCCGCCUCGAGGACUGCACAUCUUGUUUCGAGUGAGAGCGGUGGAAAGUAGUCAAGAAUUUCGCGACUCGGAUCAAUUUUUCGACUACUUGAAAGCUACCCCCCCUCCCAAAACGAUCAAAGCGGUUGUUUUAUAUCAUUGGCAGUGGAAAUGUUGAUUUACUCAAUUGAAUCGUGAAACGCGGCCGAGUGGCGUGUUCACCUAACUCACGCAGAGGUCAGUGAACGCACCGCGUUCCAGAAUACCACGAGGACAUCGCGUCUCGUAGUCUCGAGUCGAGUCGAGUUGGGUCGAGUGGACUGACAGUGCCGCUGCCGCUGCAGCGGACCACCGCGGAACCGAACAGAACCGAAGCGGAGGCGGCGCGGACACCCCCCCUCGAAAUGCCUUCAACUUGCGCUCGUAGUAAGUCGUAGCGGAGUGCAAAGCGCGAGGAGGAGAACCUCGGGACGUAAACAAGACUCCCGUCGAAGGAGGCGCGAAGGGGGGGUUGGGGAGAGGGGGCCGUCGAGGUGGCCGAGGCUCACGUGGCCGAGCCGGGGGGGAAGCCGAGAGAUGUUUGAAUGAGCUCCGACAACUCGCCGCGAGGACACGACGCGUCGCCCGGCCCGGGGGCGCCGGCGGCGGGCGACGCGAUGGACGGCCAGUCGGCGGCGGAGCGCGGCGAGGACGUCCGCAAGAGCGGCUACCUCCGCAAGCACAAGUCCAUGCACCGGCGCUACUUCGUGCUGCGCUCGGGCACGGAGCGCGGCGCGGCCCGCCUGGAGUACUACGAGAGCGAGAAGAAAUUCCGCGGCAAGGCCCCCGUCCCCAAGAAGGCCGUGCUGCUCGAGACCUGCUUCAACAUCAACAAGCGGGCCGACUCCAAGAACAAGCACAUGAUCGUGCUGUACACGCGCGCCGAGAGCUUCGCCGUCGCCGCCGACAACCAAGUCGACCAGGACGACUGGUACCAGGCCAUGGUGGACCUGCAGUGCAAAAGUAAGAACCCGUCCGACAAGGGAGCCGCCGGCGACUACGGCGUCCCGAACCCCGGGCCGGCCUUCAAAGAGGUGUGGCAGGUGAAAGUCUGGCCCAAAGGUCUGGGGCAGGCCAAAAACCUGGUGGGCAUCUACCGCCUGUGCCUGACCGACAAGACCAUCAACUUUGUCAAGCUCAACUCGGACGCGGCGGCCGUGGUUCUGCAGCUCAUGAACGUCCGGCGCUGCGGCCACUCGGAGAACUUCUUUUUCGUGGAGGUCGGCCGCUCCGCUGUGACGGGCCCGGGCGAGUUCUGGAUGCAGGUGGACGAUUCGGUGGUGGCCCAAAACAUGCACGAAACCUUGCUGGAGGCCAUGAAGGCGCUGAGCGAGGAGUUUCGCCAGCGAAGUAAAUCUCAGUCAAACUGCGGGCCGGGAGGAGGCGCCACCGCCUCCAACCCCAUCAGCGUUCCCACGCGCCGCCACCACUCCAACCCUCCGCCCAGCCAGGUGGGCUUCGCCCGCCGGCCCAGAACCGAGCCUCCCGGGGGAGCUAACGGCGCUGCGGGGGCCAGCGCUUCGCCCACCCCUCGCCACGGCUUCCCGCGCUCUCGCGCCGCCAGUGACGGCGGCAAAAACGAGGAGGGCCCGGCGGGGCUCGCCGGCUCCAGUCCCUCCGCCAACGGUUCUUGCUCCGGCACACCCGUCCUCAGGUCCAAGCCGACUCGGCAGAGUUCCGUCCCGACGGCCAAAACGCCCCUCGGCCUGAUGCGCUCCAUGUCCACGCCGGCGGCCUCCCCCGGCCCAAGCCCGUCCUCCAGCUCCGGCCACGGAUCGGAAUUUGGGAGCGUAGCGUCUUGUCCCGGUCCCGGUCCAGGGGCGGGGACCGCCCCCUACGGUCGUUGCGUCUCCGUCUCUGGCUCACCCAGCGACUACGGCUCCUCGGACGAAUACGGCUCCAGUCCGGGGGAACAGACGCUCCUGGUCUCGCCCGGUAGCGCCGGCGGCCGCUCCCUCGGCGAGGACGGCGGCCAUUACAUUUUAAUGGGUCAGCACGGCGCCGGCCGUCCGAGCGGGGUGACGUCCGGCUCCCUGCCGGCAGCCGUCUGCGGCUCCCAAGCCCAGACCAGGAGAGUCCUCCGGCGUUCCUCCAGCCGGGAAUGCGAAGCGGAACGGAGCCUGCUGAGCAAGCGUGCCUCCUUGCCCCCGAUGGCCUUGGAGAGGCUCCUCCCCUGUCAGCCGCCAGAGGAAGACUCGGCGGACUACGCCGUCAUGUCGAGGAGCGCCAGCCGCGAGUCCUUCUCGUCCGCGUCCUCCGCCACGCAGAGGGAAGCCCCGGCGGGCGCCGGCUCAGCGGAGGGAGGGGGCGCUUACUUCGACCUGGCGGGAGAGUUCAGAGGCCAAGCGGGAUCGUCUGGGGCCGGGGACUUGCCGCUGGAUAACGGCUACAUGUCCAUGUUGCCCGGAGUCACUCGGCCUCCGGCGCCCUCGUCCCCGUCGCCGGCCAUUUCCGUCCCGGACUCGGACCCCAAACCUCCCGACGACUACAUGGCCAUGACGCCCAACAGCAGCGUGUCGCCUCCGCGGCGGAUCCGUCCCGCGCCCCCCUCCGACGGUUACAUGAUCAUGUCUCCCGGUAGCAGCUGCUCGCCCGAUCAACGCGGCGGUCUCGCCUCGGGGGCCUGGGUGGGCGGCGGCGCGGACGGCCGAGCUGGCGGCGACUACAUGAACAUGUCGCCCAUCAGCGCUCGCUCCGUCAACGGCAGCCCCCCUCCUUCGGGACGCGGUCGCUCGGAGAGCGCCGCUCAGCAGCCACUUCCCAAGAUGGUCUACUCUUACUACUCGCUCCCGCGCUCUUACAAACACAACCCCCCCUCCCGACGCUUUGACGACGGAGCCGGGCGUGGCCGAAGGCCGCACGGGACGCCCGGCGGGCAUCCGGAGCGAACGGCCGGCGGUGGCGGCGGCGCUUCCGCGCCGGGGCGGCUCCUCUCGCUUUCCUCUUCCUCGUACUCGUCCAGCUCGGCCAGCAGCGAGAGCCUCGGCGAAAGUGAGGAGCGAGCCCCGAAGGACGCCAGCGAGCUCCAGCGGCGCCGAGGCUCCGGCGGGGCGCCCAAACGCGCCGUCCGCUCUCCGAGCAGACCCGUGAGCUUGUUUGUCGACGUGUCCAAGGCCAACACGCUCCCCAGAGUCCGGGAGAACCCUUUGCCCCCGGAACCCAAGAGCCCCGGCGAGUACGUCAGCAUCCAGUUCGAGGGGGAGGGCGGCGACGCGGCGGGGGCGCGCGGCCGGGGCCUCGGGCAUCCUCCGCGCCGGCCCGCGUCCUGCCUGGGCGCAUUUGCGGCCGGAUCCCGCGGCUGCUCCGGCGCCGCCGCGCCGCCGGCCGCUUCGGAAUAUGUCAACAUGGACCUGGGCCCUUCUCCUUCUCCGUCGCCCUCGCCCUCGCCCAACACCCCGUUGGUUUUCCCUCCUUUCCACAGCCCCCCCACACCUCCAACUUUGCCUCCCGCUUCCCGCGUCGCAGAAAACGGAGCCGGCGGCCCUCGCCAAGAGCCGGCGCUGCGAAAAAUCCGGGAGACGGUCCCUGAGUCGCGCUGCCCCGCGUCAUGUGGCGACUACACGGUGAUGGCCUUCAAGCUGAACGCGGACGCCGGCGCCGGGUCGUCCUCACCCGAGGCUCCUUCCCCGAACAGGACUGAGCUCUCGGCGGCGGUGCGGGGCCUGGACUUCCCCUUAGCCAAGUCGGGGCCCAACCCCGACCACGGAGCCAAAGUGAUCCGCGCCGACCCGCAGGGACGCAGACGACAUUGCUCCGAAAGCUUCCUGGCUUCGUCCUCCCUCUCGGCUACCGCGCCUUCGUCGGCCGCCGCGGAGCAGGCCGGCCCCCACCGGCCGGCCUUUGAAAGCGCGGCCCGGCGAAAUUGCGCCGUCUCCGACGCCCCCGCUCAGUCGGCCCCUCCCGGACAGCGCUCGGCCGCGCCGCCGCCCGCCGCCGAGCAAGGCCUGAACUACAUCGACUUGGACCUGGCCAACAAGGAGAGCCCCCAUUUAGGCCCGGACGCGCCCGCGGGGAGCCAGCCGUCCGGGCGCCUCUUUUCGGCACCGGCAGUGGUCGGCGACGGCGCCGCCGGCGUCAACUCCUACGCCAGCAUCGACUUCUGCAAGUCCGAAGAGCUGCGGACGCAUCCCGACGAGGGGACGGAGUGCUAAUGGCAACGGCGUCCUUGGAGGAGCAAUCCGGGCGCAACAUCUCAAAUCUCCGCUUGCUGCUUUUUCUUUUUUUUUUCUUUUUUUUUUUUUUCUGGCAGUUGCGCAGAGCAACGGGGGAUGUGUGCCAAGUGACGUUCUCCAAAAAAAUAGCUUUCAUUCCGUGACCGGGAGCCGAUCGCAGAAGUGUUAAGAAGAAAAAAGGAAUGUCAGCUCUCGCAAACCGCAGCAAGUCAAAUUGUCAAAAAAGGACAAUUCAAGGAUGGAAAAGAACGCCUCGACAAGUUUGGAACUUCAGGAGAAAAAAAGUGCCUCUUUCAUUAAUGUGCGUGAACCUUUUUUUUUUUUUAAUUGCCUAAAAACGGUGGCGAGCGCUUCAAACGGCAAAAUCAAGCGGGGGCGGCGCCUUCAUAUCUCUCCUCAACUCUUUUCACUCCUCCUAUCUCGCUUUGCUUUGAUUGGUCACGCGAUAAGAGCCGCGCAGCAGGAAUAUUCCCCAAAACCGGACGCGGAAACACGUCGGCCGAAAAGCCGCAGCGUAGCACACAGCUCAGGAUGAUUUGUUGACAGGCCAAAAAUCACCUUUACCUCUCACGCGCAAAUCUCUCAGUUACUCCCCCCCCCCCCGCACCCCCUUUCGGGGGACAGCGGCGGCGGUCGCUACGGUGAAUGGCUUCGCUUGUCAGGGUGCAUGAAAGGGUUAAAUGCCUCUCACGUGCUUCAAAAGACCUCUCACAACCCCCCCCCCC
Hippocampus zosterae (dwarf seahorse) is the source of this 5328-nucleotide messenger RNA. RefSeq names its product insulin receptor substrate 1-B. The record is from RefSeq and is a predicted model, not a curated record. Gene Ontology annotation, molecular function: insulin receptor binding; phosphatidylinositol 3-kinase binding. The transcript is spliced from 4 exons. Gene Ontology annotation, biological process: insulin receptor signaling pathway. Gene Ontology annotation, cellular component: plasma membrane; cytosol. The coding region runs from base 977 to 4582 and encodes 1201 amino acids. NCBI's taxonomy places the organism in Eukaryota, Metazoa, Chordata, Actinopteri, Syngnathiformes, Syngnathidae.